AUGAAGCUAUUUCAAACCAUUGCGACAUGGUCGCUCUCCUCGGGACUCGUCCUCGCUGCUGAGCCCAAAAAACACGACAUAUCUGACUUUGACUGGUCGGUGCUUGAGCCAUCCGCGGCCUUGAAGUAUCAGCCCUGCUAUGAUGGACACAAGUGCGCCAAACUGCAGGUCCCUCUGGACUGGCUCAACCAGUCGAACCCUGCCCGCGUCACAUUGGCAGUCAUUGCGCGCCCGGCCGUGGUGGACGAGACUGAUCCCUCAUUUGGUGGAACAGUCUUCACGAAUCCAGGCGGGCCGAGCGCCUCAGGGAUCAAAUUGGUGCUGGAUCUGGGCGAGCAGACGCAGAGGAUCCUGGAUGGCAACAAGAAAUAUGAGAUCCUGUCGUUUGACCCGCGGGGUGUCGGUUUGAGCACCCCGAACGCAGACUGCUUCCGGGAUGAGUAUACACGGAGUGGGUAUCUCCUCGAGGACCGCCUCCUGGGCAAGCCUGAUUCCGCGCCGGAAAUACUCAAGAGGAAGUUUGCACAGGCCGCCAUGGUGGGCAAGCUGUGUGAGGCAACAGAUGCUACUGAGAAUAUCCGCCAAUUCAUGUCGACAAGCAGCGUUGCGAGAGAUAUGGUUCAGAUGGUCGAUGUACUGGCCGAGAUGCGCAAUGAGACAGCCACGCGAGACGAGACUCUCGAAGACGUCCAGAUGCCGUUGGGCUCUCGCAAGAAUGCAAAGCAGACAGCGACGCCUAGAAUCCAGUACUGGGGGUUCUCGUAUGGGACUGUGCUAGGUAAUACAUUUUCUAGCAUGUUCCCUGGUCGUGUUGGACGCAUGAUACUUGAAGCAGUCGAGGACCCUGUUGAUUAUUACAAUGCGACCUGGAUUCUAAACCUGAAAGACACUCAAAAGGCCCUCGACCAUCUCUGGGAUACGUGCUUUGAAGGCGGUACUCGCUGCCCGCUCUAUGACCCAACAGACAAAAGCCCAGCAGACAUUGAAAGAAAAGUCCGAAACCUCAUGGAUCGAUUGGACAAAACCCCAGAGGUUUACAUCUCCCCCGACACCAUUACCACCAUCACCAAGCAGGACAUCAUUUUCAGAAUUUUCGUGCCGCUUUACAACCCCAUGGACGAUUUCCCCGAUAUCGCGGCGACACUGGCCGAUGCUCUGGCUGGCAACUUCACCAGACUGGUCCAACACCUCAAGAUCCCAAAACCGACCGAUAGCUGCCCCUCGCGCCAGCCCAGCGCAUACACAUAUCCCUGGGUCAAGGAGGCGCAGCACGCCAUUGCCUGUGGUGACGGUGAGUCCCAAGUGGACUUGACCAUCGAGGAAUUCCAAGAAUACCUCGGCGUGCUCAAGAAGGACUCACCAGACUUCGGCGGCUUCUGGUCUGCAAUUCGCCUCGCUUGCUCCGGCUGGCGCAUCCGGGCCAACUACACCUUCUCAGGGCCGUGGGUCACGCCCAAGCACGACCCAAGCGGGGUAGACGGCAAGCCCGUGGCUCCUCUGUUGGUUGUUUCGAGUCUCAUUGACCCUGUUACGCCGCUGGCGAACGCGUAUGAGGUCGCCAAGGGACAUCCUGGGUCGGUGGUGCUGAUCCAAGAUAAUGUCGGGCAUGGGACGAUUGAGACGCCGGGGAAGUGCAGAGAUGAGUUUAUCAGGGCGUACAUGGAGACGGGCGAGUUACCGGACAAGAAGGAUGUGUUUUGCAAGGCAGACUGUAAGCCGUUCCAAGAAUGUCCGGGACACGAAGCAGGGUUGGGCCCGAGGUCGUUGAGAUCCUAUGAGUUGUAG
This is a messenger RNA of Clonostachys rhizophaga, 1785 nucleotides long. The record is from the annotation of a GenBank genome assembly. NCBI's taxonomy places the organism in Eukaryota, Fungi, Ascomycota, Sordariomycetes, Hypocreales, Bionectriaceae.